AAGGUGAUUAUUCCCGGUUAAUGCGGGUGGUUGAUUGUCUUUGCUCAAGAGACGAGUCUGUCCCCUUCUCGAGUUUUGUGAUUAAGCAUCGUUAUUACCAGUACCAUCUUCUCGCAGCGUAUUUAGUACUAUUUACGGAUGCAUAGUUUUUUACUUUAUGUUAACAAAUGAUACAUCGAUGCGUUUACGUCAUUUUUACGUCAAACAGGAAAAUAAUAUAAUUGCUGAAUUUUUAACUAAAAUCAAAAUUUCUAAUUGUCAAAUCAUUGCAAAAAUCAUGGCUGACGAAAGUACCAUUAUUAAAUUUACAGAUUACAUCUAACUUGAGACUGCAGAGGAAGAUCUUGUGACAAAAUGUUCGCUGCGUCAAAUAUGAUCCAGGGAGUAAAAGCAGUGAUCGAAAGCGAAGGUCUUCGGCUUGUUCCUGCAACAAUAAUAUGGAAGUUCGUCGUUAUGGAAUCUACGGGCCCACAAGGCCCAUUUCAUAUACAUCACUGUGCCAGCAGUCGGAGAACGGGUUGUAACAUUGCGGACCCGCAGUCGUCGGCGUUCCGUUCGCCAGCCGUCAUCGGAUCUACUCUUCUAUCGGUCCCUUUGCCAUCUCGCUCAAGGAUGUGCAUCUCAGUGUAAAAAUUCGUCAACCACAGAAUCGAAAUAUACCUGUGUCGUGCGUCGGACUCCUCUCGAAGGAAUUAUUUUUGCCGCGGCGAUCGGGGUCCGGUGAUAGCGGUCCCCGAAACCGCGAUGUCUUUACACACCGCGGUGGUCACGAAUCUGACUUGAGAGCGUGAAGAAAAUCGAUUAUCGGUUGUUUUAUUACCAGUGUUCUAAAAAAUGGAUUGCUGCUUGAUAAAAAUAUUAAUCUCUUAAUAAUAAUAACUGGAUCGGUUAAUUAGCAAAAUAUUAAAAUACUGUUAUUUAUUAAUAUUGUUAUUAUUAUUUAUUAUUUGCGAAUCGGGAGAAAAUUACCGCUAGUCGUCAUCGCGAAUCUCGGGAGAGGUUAUAUACGGUGUGUGCGCAAUGUCGAGAAUUCGAGUGACAUUCUCGCAUCUCCGAUUUCUGAAUUCAUCCCUUCGCUUCUGACGAUCGAUUGGAGGAUCGAAUUGAAACAGAAAUACGAGAAUAAAUAUUAAAUCGACACCGAGGAAUGCGUGAAAGCUCGCUGGAUCAGUGAAAGCGCAGUGGUAUAUAUCGCAGAAGCUGAGGAGUAGAAAAGAUGCGAAGAGAGGAACCGAAGCUCGACGGGGAAAACAUUAACAAUGAUGAGCGUCGCAUUUGUAGUUGAAAAACAAUCACCAACACCAUCAACAUCAUACUGAAUAAUCUGUUUCUGUGCGUCGAUAUUGAACUGAAUAUCUUCAGAUUACUCGUGUCUAAUUAUUGAUAAAUAUUGAUUUUAUUUGAGGCACGGAGAGAUUGACUGGAUGGUGUAUUUAAGAUUAAUGAAGUGUGUAAAUACUGAGUGACCUGUGAGAUCGCGAGUCGAUGCGGACCGGAUGAGAUGUGUCGAAUGGAGUAACGCUGGGAUUUCUCGCAGAUCAUCGUCAUCGUGGAUCAUCGAUGUAGCGCGAUGUCGACUUGGUGGUCUGUCGUGGCGAUGGCGCUGUGCCUUUGGAUGAGCGCUGACUGUCAGUUCAGCGACAAUACACCGCCCAUAAUGUGGCUGGAUCGGAAUUGGGUGCUUCCGGACACCGAGCCCGUAGGAAGCAUUGUUACCAGGGUUCGUGCCGAGGAUAACGAACAGGACACGUUGAGUUACGGACUGGAACCAGGACAACCGCUUGGACACAAUUACAAUGGGGACGAUAGUCCUCAGCCACCGUUACCCUUCUUCAUCGACAACAGUACAGGCACCGUCGUCCUCAACGAGACUCUCAAAGGAAGAGGAGGCCAGAACCUGUUCCUCUACGUGACCGUUUCUGACGGUCAGCUCACGGCGAAGACCGAGGUCUACGUCAACAUCAAGAACACGUCGGCACCGAAUCAGGGGAAAACAAGGACACCAUUUCCAAGUCAACAUGGCUCCGGCGGCCGGAUACGACCUCCCCUGCUCGGUCUGCCAAAUCUGCCGAAUUUUCCUUCGCCCUUACCUCCUUUACCUCCCAAACAGUAUUAUCCCGAAACUACGAAACUGGAGCUGGAGAGGACGAAACCUAAAGAAAAUGACAACAACGUCGGCACCGGCACAGUCAGCACCGCGACAGAAGAGAGCGUCCACGUGAACGAGGUGGAGGGUCCUGCGUUGAGCUCGAAAGUCGCACCCUCCGCCGUGCCACCCUCGCAGGACAUGGCGAUGACUCUGGUGCCAGUGGCAGCUGGGUGCGCCCUCAUCGUUGGCCUCGGCAUGGGCGCUUGGUCACUGAGAAACAGAUUCUGCAGCAGCCGCAAAUCCAAGGCAGACACGAAAGAGCAGGCGUCAGUCAGCGUGUCUAAUCUGUCCGACGAUCCUUCUCUCGUGCUGAAGAGGUGGCGCAGUCCAAAAGCUCACAGCAAUCGCUAUCAGCCGUGGGAGAAAGAAUCGCAAGCAGGCAUUCAGAAACAGGAGGAUAAGUGGGAGUUUCCCAGGCAUAGAUUGAAGGUCUUCAACAUCCUCGGCGAGGGUUGCUUCGGGCAGGUGUGGAAGUGCGAGGCCCUGGACAUCGACGGCAAGUCCGGCGCCACGAUCGUGGCGGUGAAGACUCUGAAAGAGAAUGCUACCGAACGAGAGCGGCUGGACCUCGCGCAGGAGUUGCGCGUCAUGAAGAGCUUGGAUCCUCAUCCCAAUGUCGUGCGGCUUCUGGGAUGCUGCACCGAGCGCGAACCCAUGUUCGUCAUUCUGGAGUACGUGAGCGGUGGCAAGCUGCAGAGCUUUCUCCGGGCUUCCAGAGAAGAGAGGAAUCACGGAGGAGCGGGAUUGACUUCCAGAGAUCUCACCGGAUUUGUGUAUCAGAUCGCCAAAGGCAUGGAGUAUCUGGCGUCGAAGGGUAUCAUUCACAGAGAUCUGGCAGCCAGGAACAUUCUGAUAGACGAGAAUCGCGCGUGCAAGGUCGCGGACUUCGGCUUCGCCAGAGAUGUGGCGGCUAGUCAAAUUUACGAGAGAAAAUCGGAGGGUAGAUUGCCGAUCAGAUGGAUGGCGCCCGAGAGUUUGUACGACAAUAUAUUUUCCGUCAAGUCCGACAUCUGGAGCUUCGGCGUCUUGAUCUGGGAGAUCGUAACGUUAGGAUCGACGCCGUAUCCCGGACUCGCUGCUGCAGAGGUGAUGCGACGAAUCAAAGAGGGCUAUCGAUUGGACAGGCCUGAGCAUUGUAAGAGAGAACUCUACAAUAUUAUGUAUUAUUGUUGGGACAAGGAUCCGGCAUGUAGGCCGUCCUUCGCCGAGCUCGUUAACUUGACCGAAGGCCUGCUGCUCGACGAAACGGACUAUAUCGAGCUUGACAGGUUUCCGGAUCACUCAUAUUACAACUGGUGUGAUGCACUUGAGGAAUUGCUUCAGUGUCCUGUAUGCUUGGAUACAACACAGGGGAUAAAAUAUCAAUGUAUAAAUGGACAUCAUAUAUGUUCUCAAUGUAAGAUGCAAUUGCAGAUAUGUCCUGUGUGCAAAUCCAAUUUUAUUACUACAAGAAAUCUAGCAGUGGAACAAAUUACAGCCAAGCUACAAGAUAUAAAGCUGUCCUUGCUGCAUCCAUAUCAUGCAAUAAAUAGAAGAGUUCUGAAAGACAAGAUUUGUGCAGCGACUCAAACUGAUGAUACUUACAUGCCUUCCACAUCUUCUGGAUGUCAAACUGAGCCUUUAAAUCUAAUGAAACCGAAAAAAAAUGAAGAAAGGCUAGCGAUAAGCUUGGCACCUAGAGUAGGAAAAGGAUUGUAUCCAUGCAAAAUUGGCUCCUGUAUUAUGGAGCUACCGCAUGGAAGAAUCAUUGGUCACUUGAGAUAUCAUCAUAAAGAGAUGUUUUAUGAGUGUAAUACAAAAGAUGGUAUGUUUCAAAAGACAUGGAACUUGGAGUAUGUUUUGAAUCGAGAUUACGAUUAUGCCUUUCAUAUCAAAGACAUGGGUUUGUUCUUUUUGAAUAUUUCCAUCAAUUCAGUGGGCGGUUUAGAAGGUUCUGUACAAAUCGUCAAUUGCACCGCUGUGGGCAAGCAGUUCACGUACACAUUAGAGAUACUUCACGUAUACAAUAAAUACCAAAAUGUUCAUUACACUGGCCCGGUAAAAUCAUGCAGAGUACGAAGAGACUGUCUUGGUAAUGAAUGUUUGCGCAUACAUGAGAACAAUAUGCGCUUCAUAGUGGACAUAAGAAACAAUAACUUCUUUCGCUGCAACCUGAUCAUAAAACGCAGGGUUGAUUACAGAGCAAUCGCCGCACAAGACAAUCAGGUGCCUGUACCUAUUGAAGAUCUUGAAGACUUACUUAAUUAAAGAAGCGAUUACGUUAUAGUGAGUUAUUAGAGCCCUGAUGAAUAACAUGGCAUGGCGAUUGACUACUCGCUAAGCGCCACUGAAUAUCGAGCAAGAGGUAGCAAUAGAAUUAAGAAAAUUGUAAUUCGCCAUUGCUGUCUCUUGCUUAGUAUUGAAUAACGUUCCAAACAGUCAAGUCUAGUGCCGUGAGACGACAUUCAUCCGGGCUCUAAAUGUAUUAAAAAAAAAAAAAAGGUACAUAUGCAUGGAUCUUCGGAUUCAAUGGCAAAACUAUGUACUUUAUUGACUGUUCAUAUAAUUUAAGUUCCUACCUUUUAAUUAUUUAACAUAAAAUAAUAUUUUAAGAAUUUGUUGAAAUAUGCAUGUAUCUUUAGACCAUUUUCAUGACUCGCAAUACAAUGCUGCCUAAUUGAAGACAAAUUAGAUGGAUAAAGCUUGAAGAAUUUUGAUUUUAUUGCGGAUUGCAGACAGAUGCAAUUAGAUGCAAAUAGUCCACGGAUUCAAUUGUAUUUAGUUUACAGCCACAAUUAGGUAGUUCUGUGUUGAAAAGGAAGGCAAAAGAAAACAUUAAUCGCCUGUAUAUUUUUAUCCGGAACAUUUUCUAUAUAUUCUCUCAGUAAAAUAUAAUAUCUUGAUGCGGAAUGAGAAAUUUUUUAAGAACUCCAUCGCGACGAAAUGAAGCAAUCGCUUCGUGAUAUACAUGUAUUUUAGUCACAUGUGUGAUACAACUUACAUGUAAUAUUAUGGAAAGAAAAUCUCUGUUAAUGAAAUAUUUUUGUAAGUGAAAUAAAGUCAUUAUGUUAAAAAAAAAAAAAAAA
Messenger RNA from Linepithema humile (Argentine ant), 5214 nucleotides. NCBI's taxonomy places the organism in Eukaryota, Metazoa, Arthropoda, Insecta, Hymenoptera, Formicidae. The record is from RefSeq and is a predicted model, not a curated record.